GGGAAGAAUAGUGAAUAACUUUAUUGCAUUGUCGAAUCUCGUUGAGUUGGAUGAGGAAUUUGACACAGAGGGACCAGUUCAAACAUUUGUCGUUUCACUUUACGAAAGGAAAAAUAUCUUUUUUCCCAGACUCCCAAAAUUUUAAUUAUGAAGCCUUGAAAAUUAACAAAAAUCAAUGGAUUAUGCAGGGAAAACAAUGACUCUUCCCUUCGCAUUUGAAUUCAAAUAUCGUCGGUAAUGUAGGUACGCCCAUGUCCCGGAGCUGUCACAACAAAAAAAAACUACGACUCCAAAAAUAGAAAACAGCUGGAGACUGAUCCCCCCGUAGUUCGUCAUCCACACCUUUUAAUUCACCGAAGUUAGAUGAAUAAAAAUAAUCGUAAAAUGGUGACAUACUUGACUCAUACUGUUCUUAACAAACAAAGAUGGCCGAUACAUCAAAAUUAUUGUAGGUACGCAUGGUCACGUCAGUGUCUCACGAUCUUUAAACCGGAGCAGUGAGUUCUAACCUUGAAUGAACAGUGGAAAAAAAAACUUCAGUCUGAUAAUGCAGUAGCAGUUAUUUAGUUUAUCAUAAUUGUACACUAGAGUCAGUGGAAUAUGGCGCCAACGAGGGUCAUACUCAUGUCAUGUGGAAGCUACAAUCCACCAACCCAUCUGCAUCUCCGAAUGUUUGAAAUAGCCAGGGAUCACCUGCAUCGCAUGGGGACUCACGAGGUGGUUGGUGGUGUGAUAUCGCCGGUCCACGAUAAUUACGGAAAGAAAGAAUUAGCAGCAUCCGAGCACAGGUGUGCAAUGGUAAAAUUGGCAAUUCAGAGCAACGAGUGGGUGAGACUGAGUACAUGGGAAAUUAGACAGAAUAGUUGGACGAAGACACGGCACUCGUUGCAGUACCAUCAGAAUUUACUGAAUGCCGUUCUACUGGACUCACCGGAUAUUAAAAGUCAGGUGGACAUUGAGGAUUUAGAGUGGAUACCCGAGAAUGUGAGGAAUGGGAGUGACAGGAGUCCUAUUCAAAUUAAAUUGCUCUGUGGAGCUGAUUUGUUGGAGAGCUUUGGAAAGUCCGGAUUGUGGGCUGAAGAAGACAUUGACGCAAUCCUGGGCCAUCACGGCUUGGUGGUGAUAACGAGAGAAGGCUCGAGCCCCAAUAAAUUCAUCUACGACUCUGAUAUACUCUCCAAGCACAUGCACAAUAUCUACAUCGUAACCGAGUGGAUUCCGAACGAGGUGAGCUCCUCUCGAAUACGACGUGCCCUCAAACGUGGCGAGAGCAUUAGGUACCUCACCCAGGACUCUGUGAUCGAUUACAUCUAUCAGCACGGAAUUUACGAUGCCAAAAUUACCUCAACGACAACUAAGUUUGGAACAUCCCCAAUUAACACGAAUAAUUACCUGCACAUUGACAACAAGUACAAUACAGUACUACUGACUCCAUCACCGAGUGACGUAACAAUGACAACUCCAAGUCCAGUGGAAAUAAUCACUAUAGACAUUGGUGAAACAGUGAUAAAGAAGAAUAUUCAAAAUUUACCUUAUUAUGCGACAAAUGAAAGAUUGUAUGACAAAUUGCCAAAUGUUGUACAAGAAAAUGGUAACAAAAAUUCACCAGUAAGAGGUAAAUCAACAUAUCCAGGCCAAGCUAAACAGAUUAUUACCACUGAGACUGGUGAAACACAUAUUUUUUACGAGGUAGGUUCACUAAAUGACAAUGAUACCAGCACAAAUGUACAAAGCCACGAUGAAAUAUCUUUAGCUUCUAAUGUUACUGUAAAUGUCAAUGAUAUUAGUGAUAAGAGCACCGAAAUUAAUGAUUCACAAGUGGAAAAUCGUGAGACGUGCUAUCAGAUAGACGCCAGUGUGUCAUUUGAUUCUGUAGACGACCUAGUUCCCUCAGAACCAAAGUCCGAGGAGUCUAGAAACGAGAGUAAUACGAUAAUCGAGGAGACAACGGUGUUGAAGUCCCCGGGGAUUGACGAAGUUCAUUUGAGAGGAGAUCUCCCUGAGGAGAUGAUCGCUGAGGAAGCCCCGUCGGUGCCGGAGGUCCCUCCGGAGGCCAGAGACACUCACUCGGUCACGCAGAUCGACGGAAAGUACUUGAAGUCCGUGGUAAAUUCUCGAAAGAGCCCGAACAGAGUGAGGAACUCUGAGCAGGUGGUGCCGAUGAUGGAGUCCGACGAGAUUGACGGAAAAAUCGAUCGCAAGUCCUUUCAGGGCAGCCUCGACUCCAUCAGCCAGAAGAAGUCGGAGAUGGAUCUCGAGAAGUCCAAGUCCAAGUCCAAGAGCUUUGAACUCCUCAAAUCCGAUUUUUCCCUCAAACAAUUUCCCUUCAGAGAUGAGGAUCUGGAGGAUACGGGCUCGCAGGAGGAGAGCGCGGCAUUCAUGACGGCUAAUGAGGACGAGCCCGAGGAGUUCUGCUCGGUUUGCUACAGCAGGGAACAGUCAGUAAGAAAUGUCUAUCCUCUGAGGUCGACUGACAGCUCUCCAAAUGAGCAGGACUCGACGGAAUGCGACAUCUGCAGUAGCUGCAAUCUUCAGGAGCCAGAGACACUCCCUGGGAUGCCCCAGUGUGAGCUCUGUGAGAUCUGCGGGGAUAUCGCUAUGGAGGAGGAUGUGGUGGCGUCAUCGAGACCCGAAACUGAUGAGUCCCUGGAUUUUCGACUGCUAUCGAGCUCCAGCCACCUCCCCCUGAGCCUCUCCCGGAGGAAAUUGCGAGGUGGAAGGAUUUUUGACAUCACUGAUGACGAUUGUCAGGACAUAAAUGAAGAGGACGAAGACGGGGAGAAACCCGAGUCCACGGACAGGAGGGAGCGAGCCCCAUCGACUUCCGCUGAAGAGUUCUCAGGCGAUGACUCGACUCUCAAUGAUAUCGAAUUUGAAAUUGAAAAUUGUGGGCUGGAAGUGGAUAACGAUGACGCAAAGACGAAAGCUACUGUCCAGGAGUUGACGGAUGAGGCUGGGGUUGAGGACAGCGCUUGCAGAAUUAAUCGCGGGUCUUCCAUGAUCAAUAGGGCUACUGAAUCGAGGACUGAAGCACGUAGGAGGUACAAAUCCGUUGAUAAUCUUCCAACCUCGAGGGUUAAUCAGUCGAAACCUCCUGUCAAGGAGGAUAAGGCGUUGGUGGUCAGGCAUAGCGGAAGAAUAAUUGGAUCGGCGGAUAAUAUCAGGGCGCCUAGGCCCUCCAGGAGUGUUAGUCUUCUUCGAAAAUCCGCGGAUGAUGUUGGGAGAAUUCGGGAAAGCGCUGAGGGGGAGGGCGAUGAGGGGAAAAACAAUUGUAAUGGUCGUGACAGGGGAGAACGAAUACCCUCUGAUACAGUGAAAUUUAUUCUUGGGAAACAUGGUAUUAAGAUCAUAAGUGAUAAGGAGACUGCUUUGUAGCUAAGGAUUUAUACGGAAAUGCUCUAGUCAUUUUCGUAUGUGCUUCGGGGGUUUGGGAUCUGGGAGAGGGGGAUAAAUCAGGGAGCUUUGAAUUUCAGUGAAAACUUUAUGGAUUUUUUUUGCAAUCAUGAAUAUUUAGCAUGAAAUCAUGCGGAUUUUUUGAUUAAUUGAAAAUUCAAGACGACAUUUUCCCUGGUUUCUUCUGAUUUUAUUAGUUUUCAUGGAAUAAUCAAGCUAAUCCCUAGUGUUCAUAGACUUUUUCAUCAAGUUCUAAAGGGAGAAAUUUUUCGGAAUGAAAUUCUCCGAAGAAAAUCCCGUUUUGCUGAAUUAUAAAUGGAGUUUUAAAAUUUUCCACUUCACGGGAAUGUCGGAAAAUCAUUUAUACUACUUCAACUAAAUUGACAGUUUGGAUUUUGUUGUUCAUCGAAUGUUGAAUUUUCAAUGAAGAAAUUCCUCGAAAUUUCAAUUCCAUCAGGAAAAAUUCCAAGUGUACGGGAUCUUUGAUUUUAAAAAUAUUAACAAUGUUGUGUGGAGUCUACGAAUAAUCGACAAUCUUUACUUGACGUCUUCGAGUGCAUCCAGCACAGAUAAUUUAAUAAGUCUAGGAGCUUCCAGGUUGAUAUUUCGAGGAUUACAGUACUGGAUAUAAUAUUGAUGUUAUGAUUGCAGUAGGCUGCUCUUUACUUGUGGCUUUUUACCGUUAUUAAGGCAUGACGUAUGUGCUAUUCAUAAGUAACCGCUUAACAUCGAAUAGACGGUAGAGGUACCGUAGGUUUUUUCGCAUUUGUUUGUCCAUUGGUGUCAAUAUUUUUUCUAAUAAUUAGUGGCUGUUGGAAAUUUUUGACUGAUAUGAAAUUGUCAUUGACAAUUCCCAGAUUAUCAAUGAAAAAAAACCUUUAAAAAUCCGCUGAAUUUGCAGUGACUUACAGUCACCACAGAAUGAUUACAUAUAAUUAAAUAUCGUAAUAAAUAAAUUAAUUAAAUUUUUUUCUCUACUUUGAGAAAAAUUACUGUCUAUUGAAUAUCUCCUGUCGUGAUUUUUUUCUGAAAAGAUCAAUUAAAAAUUUUCAGCAGAGCUGUCAUGAAAAAUUUUCAACUCUAAAUUCGUACUAUUCCUCCACUCUUGCUCAAUUUCUGGAAUUGAUUUAAUCCACUUUGAAAAGUCAAUUUAUCAAAUGAUACGAAUUAGGAGGAAGCCAGUCCCAGGAGUGCUGUUGAAGAAUUGAACGCUGUUCAAUCGGAGUUACUCAAAACAAUAAAAAAAAAAUUUUUUAUUUCUGA
Messenger RNA from Diachasmimorpha longicaudata, 4656 nucleotides. RefSeq lists its product as uncharacterized. Gene Ontology annotation, biological process: NAD+ biosynthetic process. Bases 601 to 3375 code for a protein of 924 amino acids. Gene Ontology annotation, molecular function: nicotinamide-nucleotide adenylyltransferase activity; nicotinate-nucleotide adenylyltransferase activity. The record is from RefSeq and is a predicted model, not a curated record. NCBI's taxonomy places the organism in Eukaryota, Metazoa, Arthropoda, Insecta, Hymenoptera, Braconidae. The transcript is spliced from 5 exons.